Xyrauchen texanus (razorback sucker) is the source of this 5495-nucleotide messenger RNA. RefSeq lists its product as uncharacterized. The transcript is spliced from 2 exons. The record is from RefSeq and is a predicted model, not a curated record. Bases 4020 to 5036 code for a protein of 338 amino acids. Lineage: Eukaryota; Metazoa; Chordata; Actinopteri; Cypriniformes; Catostomidae.
UGACAAAAUCUAAAAUGUAGAAAGAAUAACUUUGAUAAACUGUCUUGUUUACAAAGUUUUAUACAGUGCCGUGCCCCUGCAGAGGUUUUUACAUCCCCUGGUCUAAAGAGAAUUUCUAUAGUUUUACUUGUUUAUGAAUUUAACAACGAUGUCAUUUAUGAAUGACUUAAAUUCAAUUACCAUAUAUUUAAUUUGCCAAUUUUUAGAUUGUCUUAUACAAUAGGACAAAAAGAGAAGGGGGAAAAAAAGAGCAAUACACAAGAAUAAAAUAAAUGUUCAUCAGAUAAUUAACCUAUAACUGUGGAGCAAGGGAAUAUUAAUCAUUUGUUGAGCAAUCUACAUUUUGGCAAAUUACUUAAUUGACAGGGUGCACCACUUCAGCUUGGAGGGACUGACUGUGAGAUAUUCAUGUUGAUUGUAAGUGGUCUUAUAAUUGCUAUACAUUUGUAUUUCAGUAUGCCCUGUAUGUGACCCUUGGGAAGCCCUUUUGAUUUUUCAGCAGUGAGUUUUUACCAAUUUCGGGUUAUUUGUUCAGCAAAAAGGGUUGAAAACACAAUUAACAUUUUAUGCUUAAGAUUUUCAAUUGCCAUCUUUUAUCAGUCUGACAUGCCUGUAAUCAGGAGGUGGUGGUGCCAUCAGUUACUACAGGCAUUUCCUCUGGCAAGCCAACAGUCAGUCACCAAGCAAAUGAUCCAACCGGAUCUAAACAUCAUGGAGGUCACCCCAUCUGUGCCAGAUGUUAUGGAGGUCAUCCCAUCUACGAGAAUCCAUGUAUGUACAGGGAAUAUUUAUGUAUUGUUUGACUACUGUUUGUUUAUGUAAUAACCUUUCCUGUUUCAUAAAAGUGUUUGAGCAGCACUUUACUAAUUACAUUAUUAUUGAAAUGUCAUAUCUUUGUGCACAAAGGACUUGGCUGUGAUGAAACGGAUUCUGCUUUCCUGGCACUGCCCAUGUGCCAAAGCAAGACAGACAUGUCUCCAUAAAACAAUUGCUAAGUGUCUAUCUAUGCAAACUGACUGGAACUAACUGUGCAGUAAACUGUUUUAAUGCACACCACCUUCCAGCCAAUCAGAAUCUAGUAUUUAGACUGACCAUGGUAUAAUACAAUAUGAUCAACUUUGUUUUCUGCUUACAUGUGACUGCUCCAGAAGAUAUAUUUUUGUAUAAUAAUUAAAUGUGUUGUGUUAUUUUUUUUAUCAUAGAAACUUAGCAAUUCUAAUUUCACCUGGCCUUUGGACAAUGUCCUUACUGAGAGACUGAGGUAUUACAUGCAACUUCUUUGCAUGUAAACCAUUAUUAUCAGCAGUGGAAUGUCAUGAUAUAAUAAAUUCAGUGUACACUAUAUAAUGUACAAUAUGGUCUUAUUCCACUCUUAAUUGACAGGGUGCACCACUUCAGCUUGGAGGGACUGACUGUGAGAUAUUCAUGUUGAUUGUAAGUGGUCUUAUAAUUGCUAUACGUUUGUAUUUCAGUAUGCCCUGUAUGUGACCCUUGGGAAGCCCUUUUGAUUUUUCAGCAGUGAGUUUUUACCAAUUUCGGGUUAUUUGUUCAGCAAAAAGGGUUGAAAACACAAUUAACAUUUUAUGCUUAAGAUUUUCAAUUGCCAUCUUUUAUCAGUCUGACAUGCCUGUAAUCAGGAGGUGGUGGUGCCAUCAGUUACUACAGGCAUUUCCUCUGGCAAGGUAUGAUACUGAUAACUGUACUUUAUGUGUGCAUUCACAAUAUGCAGGUCAUUUGCAAUAAAUAAAAAAUAAUGCACACUGGAAAAUUUUCCAGUUUUUAAAUUUACUGUUUUGUCACUUUUUCUUCAAAGCCAACAGUCAGUCACCAAGCAAAUGAUCCAACCGGAUCUAAACAUCAUGGAAGCCUUGCUCUCCUAAACAUGUUCAGAAAAAACAUAUGUUCCUGCUCAGCUUCUGUUCGGACGCUCUUGCUUACUGCUCCGCGCUUUUGCUCUAUCGCUUUUAUAUUUUCAUAUUUUAUCUCCUUUUAUCAACUAAUUUUAACUUAAAUCAGCACAGUGCUCAAAAGCUUGGAUUACUACAAAAAAAAAAAAAGAAAAAAAAAAGAGAAUUCUUUUAUCCGACCAGCCUCCCACUGAAAGUUUUCAUUCCAGGGAAGGGAAAACACAACUGCCUACAUUCAAAAGGAUAAGAGAAAAUGCCUCUUCUGGAAUCUACUUGCUGCACUAACUGCCACAGACUUUUACAAAGGAUUGCAGUUCUUGAAACAAAGUUAUUUACAGGACCACCAAACCAGACGGAACACACAACAGAGCUUCGUCAUGGACGCCCUCAGCAUACAGCCGGUGAGCCCCAUGAAUCUAGUGCUCCUCGACAGGCCAUACUGAGAGUAGAGAAACAAACCGAUCGACUUACAAAUCGAUGGCAAAAACAGGGAGCAAGACCAAAAGGCACUCGAGACAUCAGAUUGUCACGAGCAUCUCAUAUUGCCGCAGUAGCAUCCUCUACCCCAGAUACGGCUCUGACAAGGAAUGCAAACACUGGUUUCCUACCACCGCCUAUACGCCUAUACAUCUUGAGAACAGAUUUGAAGUAUUAAUGAAUGAGGAAUCCCCAAAUGUGAUCGAACACAGACUGAAUCAGCCAGUACACUGAUGUGAACUGGCGCUCAAGGUCGAGCAGACAGCGGCAUUCAGCUCAGAGCGCAGCCGGGCCCAGGACUCUGAUAGUGGGUGACUCCAUAAUCAGAAACAUUAGCAGCAGGGAUACAACUACAUGCUGCCUUCCACAAGCAACAACCUCGGAUGUAAACAGGGAACUUCAGAACAUUCUGAUGAAACAUAAGACUGCAAAUCGACUCAUCAUUCAUGUGGGGAAGAAUGAUAUUCAUAAAGAGCAGUCAGAACUCCUUAAAAAGGAUUUCAAUGAACUUUUUGAAACACUUAAAAGACUGAAAGUUAAAACAUUCAUCAGUGGACCACUUCCAGCAAGAGGAACAAACAGGUUUUCACGGUUGCUUGGGCUUAAUACAUGGCUGCAAAAACCUGCAAUAUAAAAGGAGUGAACUUCAUUGACAACUUCAAUCUUUUCUGGAGUCAUAGGCAACUGUUUCGACAUGAUGGCCACCACCCAAACAAACUUGGUUCAAGAGUGCUAAAGGACAAUAUCUACUUCUCCCUCAAUCAUCCUUCUGCAGUGUGUGCCAAUCCACUCAAUCUGAAUGGCACACACACACCUGGACACAGUAUGAAUGACCACAGGACUUCACUUCAGCACCUGAAUGGACAUGCAGUUGACAAAUCACACAAGGACAAUGAUAACACCACUCAGCCACAACAAUUUCUGCUCAUGGACAUAAUCUCAUCUGAGCCAUGCCCACAAAGUUCACCACAGACAGACUGUGACAUAUUAGAACUGCUCCAAGAUUCAGCACCCAAGGACGACUUUCUGGAAACAUCCAGGGAAACCACGACAGCAUAUUACAGCCCCUUUCACCAGACACGUUAUCCCUCUCUCCAGCAUCUCCACAUCUGUGUUUCUCAGAGAACAUGGAAGAACUGGUGUAUGCUGGAACCAAACUAUCCCACUCUUUUGCUGCAAGCCCCCAGAUAUCAAGCAAAAAACGUCAGGCCCCUCAAGCACCUGCGGGCCCAGCUCGCCUCCCCUCCUCCUGUGAGAGCUCUUCGACCUCUGCCACAACGCCAGGGCUCACACCCUCCUCCAUCUGCUCGAGGUGAACCAAAAACAACUGAUACCAGCUCUCAGUGAUAUGUGUUGGGUCCCUGCUAUGAUAACAGUAACUUUCUCAAAUGUUUACAAAACAAGCGGGAACUCAGUGUGCCUGUAUCAAUCUCUAUUGCUGUUCGAUUACAUCAUAGAAAGUCUAAGGCCUUCAAAUGCCGUACAGCAAACCCAUCUAAUCUGGUGCCUAUUACACGCCAAACUAAGAUUGCUGUGGGGACAAAAACUGUUAAGUUAGCACUUUUAAACAUCUGCUCACUUAAAAAUAAAUCACUUCUAGUCAAUGACUUAAUUAUCACAUACAACCUGGAUUUUAUGUUUCUAAAUGAAACUUGGCUAGAAGACAGCUGUAGUGCAACAGUCCUUAAUGAAACAUCCCCUCCUAACUUUACUUAUUUGAGUGUCUGCAGAGAAGGUAGACGAGGUGGGGGUUUAGCUGCUCUUUUUAAAGAUGUCUAUCAAUGUAAGCAAAUAUCAUUUGGGAAUUACCCGCCUUUCGAAUAUCUGGGUAGUGUGUUAAAAGGUGCUCCACGCAUUUUACUUAUCAUUAUUUACAGGCCUCCAAAAUACUCUCCAGCCUUCGCUGAGGACUUUACAGAACUGUUAUCAACAAUUACCUCAGAGUUUGACUGUUUUGCCAUUGCUGGAGACUUUAACAUUCACAUAGAUAAUGCAGAAAACAAUAUGGCAAAAGAAAUCAUAACUGUUUUAAAAACUUUUGAUCUGACUCAGCAUGUACAUGGACCCACACACAAUCAUGGACACACUCUAGAUUUACUUAUCAGUAAGGGUCUAAACAUUUCAUCGAUUGUUAUUAAGGAUGUAGCACUGUCUGAUCGUUUCUGUGUUUUCUUUGAUAUAUUGAUCUCUCCUGCCACUGAAGCUAGAUCUGUGUCUGUCAAGAAGAGAUGCUUAAAUGAGAACACUAGUGUACUAUUUAUGAAGGCUGUAUCUUUAACACCAAGUAUAUCUGCUGACUCUGUUGAUUUUCUCCUUGAUUCUUUUAACUCAAAAGUUAAAAGUGUAAUUGAUGAUAUUGCUCCAGUGAAAGUCAGGAAGAAGAGUGGCAGACAAAAAGCGCCUUGGAGAAACUCAACAGCAGUGCAAAAUAUGAAAAGACAAUGCAGAAAAGCAGAGCGCAUGUGGCGGAAGACAAAACUUGUAGUCCAUUAUAACAUCUACAAAGACAGCAUCCAUGCUUUUAAUAUGGAACUAGGCAAAGCUAGACAGACUUUCUUCUCGAAUAUUAUAAACAGCAACUUAAACAACACACGCACUCUUUUUGCGACUGUAGAGAGACUGACAAACCCCCCCAAGCCAGAUUCCCAGUGAAUUGCUCUCAGACAGCAAGUGCAAUGAGUUUGCUUCUUCUCUGAAAAAAUCAAUAAUAUCUGAAAGGUGAUCAGCACAUCCUUGAGUUGUGCUGGGGUCAGACAAAUCAAACCACAACCUGAGAAAGUAGUUACUAUGUCUGAUUUCAAAGAAAUUGAUGGCAAAAUUUUGGAAGAAACCGUACAGCACCUUAAAACAUCAACCUGCGCCCUUGAUGCACUUCCCACAUCUUUUUUCAAAAGUGUGUUCAACUGUUUAGAAGCAGAUCUCCUAGAAGUGAUAAACUCUUCACUUCUCUCUGGGAGUUUUCCAAACUCCCUGAAAACUGCAGUUGUCAAGCCCCUCUUGAAAAAGAGCAAUCUGGAUAAGACCAUAUUAAGCAACUAUAGACCGAUCUCAAAUCUUCCUUUCAUAGGCAAGAUCAUUGAAAAAGUUGUCUUCAAUCAGCUGAACAAAUUC